Priapulus caudatus is the source of this 3612-nucleotide messenger RNA. RefSeq names its product internalin-A-like. NCBI's taxonomy places the organism in Eukaryota, Metazoa, Priapulida, Priapulimorpha, Priapulimorphida, Priapulidae. The transcript has 7 exons. Gene Ontology annotation, molecular function: protein binding. Bases 41 to 919 code for a protein of 292 amino acids. The record is from RefSeq and is a predicted model, not a curated record.
UCGUGUCGGAACCGUACUAACGUCGUGUAAGUACCUGAGGAUGCUGAGGCUGGACCAUAACUACAUCGAGAGGUUGGAGGAGUGUGAAUUCGCUGGACUGAACAUGCUCAACUAUCUAGACAUUAGCAACAACAAGAUAAAGUCGAUUUAUGCUCUCAGAGUGCUACCAAGCCUGGAUGAUCUGUAUGUAGCGAGGAAUCGAGUCACUGACCUGAUAGGAAUUUUUCACUUCAAACGUCUGCAGGAACUGGAUAUCGCUCACAACCGGCUAUGUAGCUUAGAUGGCUUCCAGGGGCACAUGAGAAUUACAAUCUUGAGGCUGUCUCACAAUCGUCUGUCGGAUGUCGUCAUCGCUGCGAAGCUUCCGUCGUUGCUGGAGCUAGACAUCUCGCACAACCGACUGCACUCGGUCGCGACGAUGCGAGAUCAGUUCGUCAACCUAGAGGCUCUCAACGUGUCCCACAAUAGAGUUAACUCCAUGCAAGACUUGAAAACGUUGGCAGUGAUGCCCAAUCUAGUGGAGCUCUCAGUCAAGGGAAAUCCUGCUGUAAAGGGGCUUACACGAAAAGCUCUUUUGAAAGCUAUACCGAGACUGAUGGUACUAAAUCAGAGAAUUGUUAAAUCGAACGUGGCAGCUUGGAAAAAAUCUACCAGCGACAUGGCUUCUGACGUAUCAGGUGCACACCUAAAGAUGGUAGCAGACGAAAUAGACACUUUGGAGGAAACUACCUUUGCAUAUAAGACAGCUCUGGAGCACAAAAUCACGAGGCUGAGGAUCGCAGCAGCAACUCUACCUGGCCCUCAGCCACGCCCGGAGAUGGAGGAGAAGCCAGAAAGCCUUCCUCGCCUCCGAUCAAGGUCACAGAUGGCCCGCAGCUUCCCGCUGUCGUCCAAAGAUUCGAUGGAGUUCAAUUUUUAGGUACUUUAUUAGCACCUGAUUGUUUGAAUCUGUUCGCCAUUCUUGACAUGUCUUCCGUGCGAGGGAGCCAAACAGUGUUCGUGUACGAGUGCAGAACUGUUACAGCUCUGGCAGCUGUUGGCAUCACUGAAGCUCUUAGCAGAGUUGCACUCUGAUUCUUAGCAUGCCAAACCUGGUGGCCAUGUUGGUUCUGCUGAUCAAUAGAGGCAGUUGAUACAUGCGAGUUACAUUGCGGAUUUGUAUGGGGAUGUAUCCUGGAAUGCACGCUGAAAGUGUGCAAUGUCUGUAGUAUGAGAUUACAUAGCCAUGCUAAUGUAACAAUUCAUACACUAUCCUGUUGUUACUGCCGGUGGUGAAGGUAAUCAACAUGAACUAGAGUAUUGGAAAGUUGGCUACAGAACAAGAUUUAUUUAACUUGCGCAACUUUAUACACUGGCUUAAAUGACAGAGGUGUUAACAUGAACCACCUAAAAACAAAAGGUAUGGGUUAAUAAAGUGCUCUCUGUGCAGAGAUCACUUCUGGAUAGUAGAGUCUACAUCUUUUCUGUAUUGGAGGGAAGAGCGCAGUUGAAAGUUACAAGUUUUAUUAUUUGUGAGAACUGACAUAUACAUUAUCCAUUCUGCAUAGACAAAGACAGUACAAAGACAUUCCAUUGACAUAAAUUUAAUUACAUUAUUGAAAUCCAUCCUUAAUCAUGAAAUGAGCUGAGCAUACCCUGUAGAGAUGAACCUUGCAUAUUGUCUGCACGUGGUCAUUUCUAGCAAAGUUUCUUGCAAAUAGAACAUUUAUAUAAAAUAAUCUAAAUUGCAAAGAUAAUCGUUAUUUCUAGAAUUCUAACACUUGUCAAACGCAACAAUUAUAAAACGCUAUUAUUGGUUACAUUUUAUUUGUUUUACUGGCCAUGCCUGACUCUCUUGCUCUCAGCUUGAGUUUUCACGCUUUUCCUUUGUAAAAAGUUACAAUGAACACAAAAAUUAUUGCUUAAACAUUGUCAUCAAACAAAUAAUGGAAUGUAAGUUCAUUGUUUACAAUUUAAGGUGUCUAUACGUUACUGAUCGUAUGAGCUACAUAGGCCUGCAUAACAGUUUGGCAUAUUAUUAUAUAUAAUUUGCUACUAUCAAAUGGUAUAAAAUACUGUAGUACAGGUUUCAGGGGAAAAGUGAGUAUGUGGACGUCUGAAACAUAUAUUUGUAUAUACACAGACAAUAUAAAUAUCUCGUAAGCAUGCUCGUUUAUUCUUUGUGAUAUGAUUUCGCAUCAUUAAGCUACACUGACUAGCACAAGAAAUAUUACCAUUGUGCUUAUCUCUAGUAAAAUGUUCUAAAAACUAAAACUCUGAAAUUGAAAGCAGGCCUAUCUAGCCUAAGCACGUUAUCUAAAACUUCCAACUACAUUAAAUAUCCAAUAAUGAAGCAGGACAAAUUCACGUAGAUUGCAUCAGCAGCUUUCAGAUCUGAUAUCAAAACUGCCGUUCAUAAAUGGAAAGUGAUUCAUCCCUGCAAUGGUCUACUUCGUCUUAUCUCUAACUAGAUUAAUUCUCUGUACUAGAGACUAUUAGAGUGUUUUAAAAAUACUUAUCAAUUUGGAAUUUUUAUUGGUUUCCAACUAGCUGUCAUAUAUUCGAAAGAAGACACAUAUAUUAAAAACAGUUCACAACGAGGCACUCGUAUGCUCUGCAUGCUGUACAAAGGUGUCUGUAAAAAUAUUAGCACAAUGUUAUAUCUUUUAAUAGAGCGUCACGUAACAGUGAAUAUAGAAAUUGCACAAUGACACUGUUCAAAAUACUCUGACAUAAUUGAUACUAUUAAAACCUCUAUUUGAGCUACGAGUCAAAAAUUAACUGCACUUUUAAAAUAAAACGUUGCGCCAUCGCUGCGUAGAAAGAAUGCAGAUAUAGCGCUGCAUUUGUUUGCUAUAAAUCUACAGCAUCUUUGAAAGACUAAAAGCAGAACUACUGUAACGUCAUAGCAUGAAAAUAUAUGUAUACUAUUUACAUAUGUAAUACAUAUGUUCAUGCUAAUAGUUAAUUGCAACUCUAUUUAUUGCUCCAUCGAAUGUAAUCUAAAAACUAAGGGUAUUGCCAAAGAUUAUUUGUGAGUUAUAUAUAAGAAGCAAGUUUGUUACAACUGUGUUAGAUGCUAGCCUGAGCUGCCACGUAUAGAUUACAUGCAGUAAUUUAGCAAUUAUAUUUGACUAUAUAAAUUGAGCACAAUCAAGAUUCGUUCUCGUUAUAGAGAACUUCUUUGCAUUGUUAGUUUAGCUGAGAGAAAAUGAGGCUGGAGUAAUUAUUACUAGCAAUUAAUAAACUCAUUUAAAUUGCCAAAGGUAAUAUUUCAGAGGUUGUUUUUAAUGUCUCUGCAUAUUCUACACAGUUACAUGGUGUUACCAUGAACGUGCAUGUACUAUAAAGCCAUAAUCUUUCUCUCGCUAAAUGUUUUGGCGAUAGAUAUUACAACUAGUUCAUUAGUUUUAUUGCAGCAGCUUGCAAGCAAUGAGAUUUAGAAUUGCAGAGGCUUGGAACACAGAUGCAGAUAUUUAGAGGUGCAUUAUCUCUUAACGCAAUCAUUGUAUCUAUAUUUCAUCAUGUAGCAGAAAGCAAUGAAAUUGUGCUCUCAUAAUUCUGCGUUGCCUGCUAUAAUAUAACUGCCGUGGAUACAGGAUGUGUCCGAAGCAGGAAGUCGAAAUUAACUUU